Molecule: messenger RNA, 2501 nt
Organism: Rosa rugosa (rugosa rose)
Lineage: Eukaryota; Viridiplantae; Streptophyta; Magnoliopsida; Rosales; Rosaceae
Product: serine/threonine-protein kinase WNK8-like
Exons: 6
Coding region: 466-2319 (617 amino acids)
Biological process (GO): intracellular signal transduction; protein phosphorylation
Cellular component (GO): cytoplasm
Molecular function (GO): protein serine/threonine kinase activity; ATP binding
Source: RefSeq, a predicted model, not a curated record
CACGCCACAACAACGUGAAUCUUCUCAUCGCCGUAAAAGGAAGGCCUCCUCUCUCUCUCUCCAAAUCAAAAUCCGUAUUUGACCCCAAUUCACCCUCUCCCUCCUCCGUUUCCGUCGCCGUUUCUCCGCCGUCAAAUCCCUAAAUUUUCCGAAUCGGCGAUCCGAAAGAUGCAGAGAGCGCCAUGGCUGAGUCUGGGGUAGAUUUGACGACGAGGAGAAGCUCAAUUCCGAACGGGACUUCGGAUAUGGCAUUGUGCUCCCGCGACACGUGGUUCAUCGGCUGCCGGUUCCGUCUCCGAUCGGCGUUCGACUCGUAUUCCGUUGCCUGUGAGGCGUUUUCUGAACACCGUCUUCGUCUGAUUCCGGCCGCCGUUAGAAUCAAGCUGCUCUGAUAGCUUGUGUUUUUUUUGCGAGAAUCGUUUUCGUCUGAAAGAUUGUUUCUUUUGGUUGGAAUUUUUUUCGAGAAUGGAUUUCUGUGCUGGAUUGGUUGGUGUGAAAUCUGAUUGUGAUUUUGUCGAGGAAGAUCCCACUGGGAGAUUCUUAAGGUCUGAUGAAAUAUUGGGGAGGGGAGCAUUCAAGACUGUAUAUAAGGCUUUUGACGAAGUUGAAGGUUUGGAAGUGGCAUGGAGCCAGGUGCAUGUUGAGGAUGUGUUGCAGACGCCGGAGCAACUCCAGAGAUUGUAUUCGGAGGUUCAUCUGCUGAAGUCGUUGAAGCAUGAAAAUAUCCUCAAGUUCUGUAACUGGUGGGUCGAUGAUAAGAGCAAGACCAUCAACAUUAUCACAGAGUUGUUCACUUCUGGGAGCUUGAGGCAGUAUCAAAGGAAGCACAAAUGCGUUGAAUUGAAGGCCAUCAAGAAAUGGGCAAGGCAGAUUCUUCGAGGCUUGCACUAUCUGCAUUCUCACAAUCCUCCAAUUAUUCAUAGAGAUUUGAAAUGCGACAACAUAUUUGUCAAUGGAAAUCAAGGGGAAAUUAAAAUUGGAGAUCUUGGACUGGCAAUAGUCAUGCAGCAGCCUACUGCCCAUAGUGUGAUUGGCACUCCAGAAUUCAUGGCUCCCGAGCUUUACGAUGAGGAAUAUAAUGAAUUAGUCGACAUCUAUUCUUUUGGCAUGUGCAUGCUAGAAAUGGUGACUUGUGAAUACCCUUACAAUGAAUGUAAGAAUCCCGCCCAGAUUUAUAAGAAGGUUACUAAUGGUAUAAAGCCUGCUUCACUCAGUAAAGUGAGUGAUCCUCAAGUCAAGCAGUUCAUAGAGAAGUGUCUGGUUCCAGCAUCAAUGAGACUGUCUGCAGUGGAGCUCUUGAAAGAUCCAUUCCUUGCAAUUGACAAUUUGAAGGAGAUUACUUGUGCUCCAUUGGGAUCACACAAUUUGAUGCCCGUGUUACUGAACACGCCACAGCCUGAAGCUCGUCCGAUGGAUGUAGAUGCUAACUACCAGAAGAUUUCUGCUGGCUCUUGCAGAAAAAGUGUUGAUGCAACUUCCAUCUCAUCCAACCCCUCAGUUCUGGAGUUACAGAGAUUCACAGAGAAUAAUGCUUUCACUUUAAGAGCAGAGAAAAAUGCUGAUAAUACCAUCGCAUUGACUUUGCGUAUUGUUGAUCCAUGCGGUCAUGGUAAAACUAUCCAUUUUGAGUUCUACCUCGAUUCGGAUACUGCAAUUUCAAUUGCAGGGGAGAUGGCUGAGCAACUUGGUCUUUCAAAUGAUGAUGUCUGCGUAACAGCUGAGUUAAUUGAUAGCUUGAUUAUGAAGCUUGUACCCAGCUGGAAACCUACAUCUGAGAGUUCAUCAUGUGGAGCAAAUAGUUCAUGUGGGGAUCAGCGUGUACGUCAAAAUGGGUGCCCUUGGGGUUCCGCGCUGGUCAAGGCUGCAUCAAUGAUUUCAGAUAUCUCAGCCGAGUAUGGCACCACUACUGCCUCAGAUGCCACUAAGGUCAAAGUUCUAGAAUCAGACAAGUACAGUUUUGAUGACUGCUAUGAAGGUUCAGAUGGGUACGGUUCCAGCCCAGAUUGUAUGAUUCUUGGUCAGCUUAAGCAGAAGAAUUAUGAGGAUAAUUUUGGGGAUUCUCUUGUGAUGAAUGACUCAGCAAUGAACUCUACUAUCUGGAGCCCUGAUAGAUCAAAAACUUAUAGCUUAUCAAGCAUUUGUUCAUUGUUUGAGUUGUCUCUAAUGGAGAAACAUCCAGACGAUGGGUUAAAAGUGGAGCUGGAUUCAAUUGAUCUGCAGUUUCAUCACCGUUUUGUUGUGCUCUUGAAGAUGAAGGAAGAGGCAAUACAAAGUGCAAAGAAGAAGUGGAUAGCAAAGAAGAAAAUGGGUGAUAACUAAUAUACAUAUUAGAUAUUCUUUGCAAGGGUGGUUUUUUCUUUUCCCAUUGUUUGUUUUCUAUACUAGAGUUCAAGUCUGUCAUUUUUUAAACUCUGGCAAAAUCAAUUGUCUGCCGUUAGUAUCAUUUCAUUUAUUGACAGUAGCCAUCUGGUGAAUUUAUACUACUGAAUUUUUUUCUACAA